Anthostomella pinea is the source of this 1629-nucleotide messenger RNA. The record is from the annotation of a GenBank genome assembly. Lineage: Eukaryota; Fungi; Ascomycota; Sordariomycetes; Xylariales; Xylariaceae.
AUGGAGGCCACCACGUCCGCGGCCAGUUCACACGAACCGCCACACACGAACACGAACACCAAUGGGCAUGAUGCUUCGGUGAAUCAGAAUACACCGCAGACCGUUUCCGCUCCGGACUCGAGCGCUCAAGAGGUUGCCGACGAGGAAGAUUCUGGUCUGGACGAUAUCUUUGACGAGAAUGAUGACGAGAUUGGCGACUUCGGCCCCGACGGGGAGCCGGAUACGUCGAGAAACUACAAUCGCCAACGAUCCUUACAUUCCAACCAGCAGAAGCCCGCCGCAAACACCUUCAACAGCGUAGACGACCAAAUAUCCGCACUCUCGAAACAUGCCUCCAAGAUUCGGCUCGACGAUGUCAAGGACGGCCAGGAACGGGACAAGGACAAGGCCGACAGGGCCACCAGUGAGCAAGUUCUGGAUCAACGAACCCGCAUGAUCCUCUACCAGAUGAUCAACCGUGGCGCUGUCAGCGAGGUACACGGCGCAAUCAGCACCGGUAAGGAGGCGAACGUUUACGGGGCCGUCGCAUACCCUGAUAUCCAUGGACCACCCGUUCAGCGAGCUGUCAAGGUCUAUAAGACCGCUAUCCUGAGUUUCAAAGACCGAGAGAGAUACAUCACCGGCGAGCACCGUUUCAAGUCCGGCGCCGACAAGGGCAACAAUCGCAAGAUGGUCAAGCUCUGGGCUGAGAAGGAGUUUCGAAACUUGAGAAGGAUUCAUUCGGCCGGAAUUGCGUGUCCGGAACCCAUCCAGCUCAAGCUUCACGUUCUCGUUAUGGACUUUUUGGGUGACAGGAAAGGAUGGGCCUAUCCGCGACUACGAGAUGCCACUAUCCCAGCAGACGAUGCCGAGCAAAUAUGGAUGCACCUCUACAUUCAGCUUCUGGGUAUCAUGCGACGCAUGUAUCAGGUCUGCAAGCUUGUACACGCAGACUUGAGCGAAUACAACAUAUUGUACAAUGACAAACAGCUCUACAUCAUUGAUGUAUCCCAAAGCGUGGAACAUGACCACCCCCGAUCCCUCGAGUUCUUGCGCAUGGAUAUCAAGAACACUGGCGACUUCUUCCGAAGACAGGGGGUCGACACGCUGUCCGACCGGACGGUAUUCGAUUUCAUCACCAUAUCGGAAGGCGUAGUAGAGGAGCCGGGUCUAGCCCAAGCAAUUGAGCGCCUGUACGCUUCGAGGUCGGCAGCUGCAGAUGAUGAUACGGCGACAGCCGAGCAGGAAGUCGACAAUGAGGUAUUCCGAAAUCAGUACAUACCGCAGACCCUGGACCAGGUCUACGAUAUCGAAAAGGACGCAGAAAAAAUCGGGGAGGGCAAAGGAAGUAACCUGGUGUACCGCAACCUACUUGCAGAUCAGGUGGUGCAGCCGAAUGAAGCAGAGCCACGGAGCUCAGAAGACGAAUCAGAUAAUGGCGCCGCUCUUGAUAGUGACGAUGAUGGGAGCAGCGAAGAUGAGAGUAGAUUUGACAAAGGGACACCCCGCGGCCAUCGGUUUGAAGACAAGGAUGAGAAGAAGAAUCGCAAGCAGGCUGUCAAGGAAGCCAAGAACGAAAGGCGCAAAGAGAAGAUGCCCAAACACCUCAAGAAACGCCUGGUAGCUACGACGUCUAGAAAAAAGAAAUAG